CAUUCUAUUCCCGACGUUUACGCCGAAAAUGCUCAGCUCAUGGAUGUUAAUUGUCACGCCGAGGCUACUUGGUUACUUUCGACCAGCGUCCGUCUACGCAAGCUAAUUAAUAUUCAUAAGCCAAGCCUCACCGAUUACGCUCUCGGAGCCACGCCCCGUCCCCCGCCGCAUGGAUGUUUCAGUCCAGCAUCUCUGAGCUGACCACAGGAAGGAUUUGGCCUCGCUGCACAGAAGGACGACACGCACAUCUGCUUGCAAUAUACUGGGUAAAGACCUAGAAUUAUUAAACCUGACCAUGGCGAACCGAGGACCCAGUUAUGGACUGAGCCGUGAGGUGCAGGAGAAGAUCGAGCAGAAGUAUGACCCAGAGCUGGAGUCUCGACUGAUGGACUGGAUUGUUGCUCAGUGUGGAGGAAAUAUAGAGAAACCACAGCCGGGGAAGCAAAACUUUCAGAACUGGCUAAUGGAUGGCACUAUCCUCUGUAGACUCAUUAACAGUUUGUAUCCACGUGGUAAGGAGCCUAUUAAGAAGAUCCCAGAGACUCCGAUGGCCUUUAAGCAGAUGGAAAAGGUCUCCCAGUUCCUGCAGGCAGCUGAAGCUUACGGAGUAAUAACCACAGACAUUUUUCAGACAGUGGACUUGUGGGAAGGAAAAGACAUGGCAGCCGUCCAGAGAACUCUAAUGGCCCUGGGUAGCGUCGCUCUCACAAAAGACGAUGGACAUUACCGAGGUAACCGGGACUGGUUUCACAGGAAAUCUCAAGGCAACCGGCGAGAGUUUUCUGAGGAGCAGUUGCGGCAGGGUCAGAAUCUGAUUGGCUUACAGAUGGGUGGUAACCAUGGGGCAUCUCAGGCUGGCAUGACUGGUUAUGGCAUGCAUCGGCAGAUUAUGUAAAUCUAUAGUGCCCAGCAACUUGCCUAAAAGACCAAGAAGACCUUAAACGCCCUCACCAAUAAGUGGUCUUUGAUGGUGCAUCUAUUUGAUGAAGAAGAGCAGUCUUAGUAACGUCAAAAACU
Messenger RNA from Sinocyclocheilus grahami, 1017 nucleotides. It is a transcript of the gene tagln3b, whose product is annotated as transgelin 3b. Gene Ontology annotation, molecular function: actin filament binding. The transcript is spliced from 5 exons. The record is from RefSeq and is a predicted model, not a curated record. Gene Ontology annotation, cellular component: actin cytoskeleton. Gene Ontology annotation, biological process: actin filament organization. Lineage: Eukaryota; Metazoa; Chordata; Actinopteri; Cypriniformes; Cyprinidae. Bases 296 to 895 code for a protein of 199 amino acids.